Messenger RNA from Siniperca chuatsi (mandarin fish), 2490 nucleotides. It is a transcript of the gene krcp, whose product is annotated as kelch repeat-containing protein. The transcript has 13 exons. Lineage: Eukaryota; Metazoa; Chordata; Actinopteri; Centrarchiformes; Sinipercidae. Gene Ontology annotation, molecular function: protein binding. Bases 202 to 1884 code for a protein of 560 amino acids. The record is from RefSeq and is a predicted model, not a curated record.
ACAACAAAUCACGCGCUCACAAUCUUUUACCAAGAACUCGCGCGGAGUUUAGAUAUUGUACACAGACCUGUGGCGGGAGACGUUGAACAGAUCAGGAUAGAAACGAUUUCGUUGUUUUGAUAUUUAAAAUAGGAUCACAAUAAAGUAGGAUAGCAGAAAGAGUUGUGACAAUAAACGCCUUUACUGGAGGACAACGCAAAGAUGGAUAAUUUCGGAAUAUAUGCGGUUUUCGGAGUAAACGGUCCGCCUCAAAGGCUGUUAAGUGUUGAAGGUUCGUGCAGGGUGUCGGUUGCUGUUCCCCCAAGUGUCCGCCAGGUGGUGCUGUUCAGCAGCGGGCCGUGGGGGGACAUUAUCUGCGUCGACGCGGAGCUCAACGAUGCUGAUCGGAUACCCAUCACCAUCGGAAAACUGACUCCAUAUAACAAGUGCCUGUCAUGGGAGCAGUGGGAAGAGGAGACAUGGACAGACAGCGUCACACUGAAUGUCACUCUGGAAGGAGGAAACCUGGUAAAAGCAGAUUGGUCAGAGCCAGAGCUCAUCCUGGCUGUGAAGGAAUACACACCAAAGGACACUGUGGCUCCCCUCAGGGCCCGGGAGCUCAACGGCAAGAGGAAGAGAGGGCGAACGUCAGAGGAAGACGGUGACGAGAAUAAUGUGACGAAGAGAGGGGAAGAAGAGAACGUGUGUCCAAAUGUUACCGUGGAGAAGACCACGCCUGUGCGAAAGGCCAGAGGUCAAACCAAAGGGGGCCAGAAGCUGUUCAGCAGUGGAGGAGAUGCAACAAAGAUGAAGGGAACAGCUAAUGAAGCGCAGGGGAUUGUGGGAAGAACGCCUCCUCAGAGCGCAGCCAGGACGAAGAGUAGGCAGGCCAAGACUCCCACACACAGCCCAUUGGUCAGCCCGUCAGGCCGCUGGGGUCAGACUCUAUGUCCCAUCGAUUCUCAGACAGCUAUUCUGAUUGGAGGGCAGGGAGCCAGGAUGCAGUUCUGUAAAGAUCCCAUGUGGAAGCUCUGCACAGAGGACAUGUCCUGGGUUGCAGCAGAGACUCUGGCAGAGGGUCCAACACCAGAGGCCAGGAUCGGCCACACAGCCAUCUACGACCCGGACUCAAGACGGAUCUUUGUGUUUGGAGGCUCUAAGAACAAGAAGUGGUUCAACGACGUUCACAUCCUCGACACACAAAGCUGGAAGUGGACCAUGGUGGAGGCUCAGGGUAAGGUUCCUCCUCUGGCCUACCACAGCUGCAGCAUGUUUCGGGGUGAACUGUUUGUGCUGGGAGGGGUGUUUCCUCGUCCAAACCCGGAGCCCGACGGCUGCAGUGACUCACUGUAUAUCUUCGAUCCAAACCUCUCCAUCUGGUACCAGCCUAUUGUAACUGGCGACACACCCUCCCCCCGCUCAGGUCACUCUGCAUGUGUGAUGCAGCAGAGGAAGAUCUAUGUAUUUGGUGGAUGGGACACUCCUGUCUGCUACAAUGACAUGUACAUGUUAGACCUAGGUCUGAUGGAUUUUUCCGCUGUAAAAACAACUGGGAAAGCCCCCUCUCCUCGAAGCUGGCAUGGCAGUGCUGUGCUCUCAGACACUAAGUUCCUGAUCCACGGGGGUUACAACGGAAACAACGCUCUCAGUGACACCUUCAUCUUUGAUAUAGACACCAACAGCUGGACGGAGGUGACACUCCCGCAGCUGUCUGUCCCCAGGGCGGGGCACUCCCUCAUCACCAUGGAGACAGCCGGUCACCACCGUUUCUCAGAGGAGGAUGAAGAUGUGGACAUGGGCUCCGUCAGCAGAACUCUGCUGGUGUUCGGAGGCGGAGACAACGAGGGCAACUUCUACUCCGACCUGACGACUGUCGCUGCGGAGGAGCUGCUCGGUGCAAUUUAAAGAGCGAGUCAGCUGAAUCCUCACUCCCUGACUGGAUGGGAAGCUAUUUUAACACCUACAGACUCUUUAUUAUUUAUAUUCCUAUAGUUUGUCUUUGUUUCCUGUUGUUGUUGUUGUUAUUGUUUCAGCCCUCUCUUCUUUCAGUUAGGUUUGUGCUUUGAAAGGUUUUUUUAUUAUAGUAUGGGAAAAUGUGCAUGUACGAUGUACAAUUUGGGCAUUUCAUGAAUACAGAUCUCAAAAGCUAAACUGCCAUUUUUCCUUCAAACAUUUCAGAUUAUUUUAGUCAUUAAGCACAUUCAAAUUUUUAUGUGCGAAGUUUAAAGCUUUUCGAGUUCUUCCUCAGGUAAAAUGUAUUUUUAUUUUUGAUUAAUUUAGCUGUGCCUUUUUUCUUUUAUUUCAGUAGCCCUGAUAUUUGGAACAUGUUGCCUCUGGAAAGCUGCACGUGGGUUAAAUGUCUUUCGUUAUCUUCAAAAUCAUGGUACUUUGUAAUCAUCACCAAACUUCUGUGCGUGCUUUAGUGAGGGAAAAAAAUCUCAAUUCAUGUUCCUGUGCUGUUCCAUUUUGCACUUGGCUUCUGUCUUUACUUAAUAAACAUUUGAUUUUCUA